AAUGAGGAAGUAGGGGGCCCGCGUCAGGGGGUGCAUUUGGAGCACCCCCUAAGGAGUGUCUUAAGAAAACUGAGAGUGCGAUAUGAAAACUGGCCGCGAGUAUGUGUAUUGCAUGCAAGUGCGUGAGCAUGUGUGGCUAGGUAGAGAGAUGUGCAAGUGCAUUGUGGCAGGAGAGGAUGUGCAUACCAGUAUCGCAUUGCAGCAGGGAACCAGCAUCAUCUGUGCCAACCCGUGCUGGGGUCCCCAAGCAGCUCCUUGGGACUGCAGCGCUGCAGCCCAGGGCCCGGGGGUUUAAUGCCGCCAGCAAUAAACGCACGGCGGCGCCCAUCAAUGCGGCCCUCGCUGUCAUCGUUGUCGUUGCCUUCAUCCUCGCCGGCAUCCCAGGCGGCUCCGCUGCUGAGGCUAGGGUGGUUCUGGAAGUUGUUGGAAUCUACCAGGACUUUCAUGUAGAGGGCGGCGGUGUUGGUUGUAAAACGCUUGUUGGCCUGCGGGGAGGGUACGAUAGCUGUACGGUGACUGGCUUGUGGUUAGAGGAGGGACGCGUAGGGCAUAAGGGUGAGGUAAGAGUGUGAUGGUGGGGUGAUGAUGGCGGGUGCUGCAAUCACGGCAAGCGGUAACACGGGUGGGCGGGGCCAUGGGCAUGCAUGCAUGCGCAGCAGCCCCCUGCUUGCAAAACACAUCUCGCCUGUUGCUUUCUUACCACCCCUGCUUUCCCACCACUCCUACCACCCCUGCUUCCCCACCUUCUGCACGUACAAGUGCGGCCACUCCAGCAGGAAGCGAAGCAUGCUGCGGCCCCCCAGCACCUCCCACAACCCCAGAAGCUCCCGCCUUCUGACGCUCCCCUGGGCUUCAGAUUAAGCAACUGGUACACCGCCCACUUGUAACGAACCAGUACAUCUCGCCUGUGGAAUUUGGG
Molecule: messenger RNA, 919 nt
Organism: Astrephomene gubernaculifera
Lineage: Eukaryota; Viridiplantae; Chlorophyta; Chlorophyceae; Chlamydomonadales; Astrephomenaceae
Source: the annotation of a GenBank genome assembly